This is a messenger RNA of Didymodactylos carnosus, 1416 nucleotides long. NCBI's taxonomy places the organism in Eukaryota, Metazoa, Rotifera, Eurotatoria, Philodinida, Philodinidae. The record is from the annotation of a GenBank genome assembly.
AUGAAAGAUCAUAAAGACCCAUAUAUACGUGAAGCAGCCAGAUUUAUUAAACGUGCAUGGUUAGAACAAGCGAUGAAAUACUCUCAUAUACCAUUAAUUAAUUGUGAAAUUGAACGUGUUAUGUCAGAUGCUUGGAAUCCAUCUAUGACUCCAAUUAAUAUACCAUUUCGACAGUUAAUGUCUAAAGAAGAUAUUAAUAAUUAUCAAGAUGCUGUAAUUAAUUUAGAAAAUAUUUUAGAAAAAGAAAAUUUUCCAUUACCGAUUAAUGAUAAUCAUAAUGGAGAAGAAAUAGUCAACAUAAUUCGAACUGUAUAUCAUAUUAUUUAUAAUUCAAACUUAACAGUUGAUUUCAAUUUAUUACCAGCAAUACUUAUUCGAGAUAAAAUGAAAAGUUUUCUACAUACAGUUGCUAUAUAUUGUUUAAAUGCUAGUAAAAAACUAGGUGUGGUCUUACCAGCAUUACAGCAUUUGUUUAACAGUGAAACCAUUUCGCGAUUAAAACAAGACAGUAUUUAUUUAGAUCAAAAAUUAUUUUAUCGGCCAGUACUAAGUAAGACCAGUGUACUUGAUGUGAUUCAAAAUCAAGAUUAUUCAACACUAAGACAGAAUAAAUUAUUAUUACGAAAUAGUUUUAACACUGAAUCAAAAUAUCGUAUACAAUUCAACCGUUUAAAAAAUGAUUAUUCAGAACAACGUGCAUUAGAGCAUAAAAUUCGAGAAGAAGAACAUUAUCGUCACUCUGUAACGUUUGAUAUCGAAACAUUAGAUAUCAUCAAAACUUUUACGAAUAUUUUAAGCCAUCCAAAUUUCGAUCAAAGAAUAAUAGCUACAAAUGAAAUGAUCAAUGGUAUUGAUGAUUAUUCAGUGCCAGUAAUACAAGACGUACGAAGAAAACGUGACGAAGCUUUCAAUGCAUAUCAACAAGCAAUUAGACAAAAAAUCAACGGUGAUUUUCUUAAAACUAAAUUCAUUGAAGCUAAAGCUACUUAUGCAGCCACUCUUGUUUCCGUCGAGCAUUUAUGGAGAGAAUGUAGUCACUUGCACACCUGUGAUCCAGCACGUUAUUAUUAUUAUCCAGAGAUGGUUGCACAAUAUUUGAUUGAUGGAUUUCCAAUAGAAUUGUUAGGUGGAGACGCUGGUAUGACUUGUGACAAAUGGGUUGGUACAGUGUUAAAGGUGUUAAACACUAAAUUGCAAAGCAUAACAAAAAAAAAUGACAUAAACAUUUUCGUUUUAAGUAUAUUAGGUGUACAAAGCUCCGAUAAAUCAACUUUACUUAAUAUGAUGCUUGGUGUACGUUUUCGUUCAAGUGCUGGUCAAUGUACUCGCGGUGUUAACAUACAGUUAAUUAAAGUAGAAGAUCGUGAUGAAUAUGAUUAUAUGUUAUUAAUGGAUACUGAAGGUAACCCCGAGUGA